CUCGGCAAUGGACGUGUCGUACUCGCUUUCCAAUAUUGCGGGGUUCAAAUCCCACUUGCCUGUUCAAAAGAUCACAUUACCUCUCAAGUAUCCAAGCCAGAACCAAGAACAGAAUACCAAUGAGCGCUUCCACGCCCUUUUGGCUGAAACUGGAGCCAUUAUCGACUUGAGUGCUUCACAAUCUUACAUUGACUUUGUGUCUUGGGAUCUUUUGGCCGAUUUGAAAACAAUUACGUUGUCUCCCAUCAACUCUUCAGUAAAGAAGCUAGAACUUCCAUUACAGAAUAUCCAGGUCACCUUGCCCCACAAGAUCGUUUCCAGUAAGAGUGUCAGUAUUACUUAUCAGUCGGAUCAAUCUGGUAAUGAAGACGGCUACAUAAUUGUCGAUUUGGUAGACGAGAACUUCUUGUUCGUUACCUUGAGAUUUGCAUUAUCUGACUUUAUAGUGGCUAAUAACUCUUCCAAGUUUUCGUUAGGCAACUUUGACCAAUGGGGACAUAUCUCUGUUCCAUACUCGUUCGAAAUGCGUUCGGAUCCGUAUUUGGUCAAGACAGUUGAUCCGUUGAAGGUAAUCGUCUCAUUGAAAGACGGAGGAUUUCUUAUUUUCAAGAGAUCUGCUAUUCUUGAAGAUGUAGAAGUAGGAACGUUCUCAGAGGCUUCUUCGAUUCUUCCGUUCACUUUCUUAAGCGGAAUCUUCAAAAAAGACCCACGACAAGAGGUAGUUUUAGAAGGAAUUUCUUCCAAUACAAUCGUAGAUGUCAUACAAAUCGACUCUAAUACCAUUGCUUCCUUAACUGUGCGUAAGGUAUUGAAGCUCUGGAGCACCGACAACCUUGUUCCGACAAGCACGCCCAUUGAACUCACCGAGAUAAACGAUUCCAGCUCAUGGUUGACAUCUGUGCCGGCUAAAUACUUCCAGGUUAUCUCCAGCAAAACUGGACAAUCCUAUUUGUCCUUGUACUAUAGCACCAAUUCCGCAGACAACAGUAAAAGUAGAUACGUGUUCAAGACUUGGAAGAUACGCAAGUCUGAUACGAUUGUGGAGUUAGAACUUUUGGAUCAUUUGACGUUCCAACCAGAAUUGCCCAAUAUCUUGCUCUUGAGUUCUUCGGCCCAACCAUCCUUCCAGAACACACUCUGGUUCAUUCAGGACUACCAGACGCAACUUUCCGAUGAUAGCAUCAAAUUCCAUAUUCUCUGGAAGUCCAACACCUCUUCAGUCUUGGUUACCUUGGCGAUCAAUUUCCAGACUGGUGCUAUUGAAUCUAAAAAGUGGUCGCAUUCACAAGAAGGGAAGACUUUCGAAGAGCUUGGACCCUAUCACGACAGCGAGUACUAUCGUAAUAAGAUUCUCAAUUCAGGCAGAUACAACGAUUUGAUUUUGCAGACUUCCUUAGAUGUUUUCAGACUGUACAAGGGAUUGGAUUCAGUAGACAAAAAGUCGUUCAUCAGAGACUCCACUGAAGAAACCAUCAAGCUCGCAUCCAAUAACGACCCAUACGAAACCAAACAGAACUGGUACAAAUUAGAGACUCUUUGUGCUGAAUUCAAGAAACUAGGCGAAGAGGAUUUGGCUAUAUCGUUGACUAAUCAGGCGACUCUUCUCACAAUACAAGCCAAUGGUUUGGGAAUCUUCAGACCAUCUCAUUACUUCGAAUCGUUUCCAUACAAGAAGCUUGAUACUCCUGAAGGCAAAUUGUUCAAUAUAUUAAACAAACUCAACAAUGUGUUAUCUACAAAAACAUAUCAUAGAAUCCUAGCCAGGAUCAGAUCUACUACCUCUUUAACGUUGCAAGAUUCAAACGAGUGGUAUGAAGAUUUUAUUGGGAACAAAUUGUCUGACGAAGAGGCUCAAAACAUAGUCAACGAAUUGGGCAAUAUUGAAGAUGCCUUUGGUUUGCUUGAUACUCUUAUUGGCUCGGUGGAUUAUGUGAGCAUAGAUGAUCUUGGUGCUGACAAGUUGACUGACUCUUUGGAUAUUCCUCCUGCUGAGAAGUUAAAUACUGUGUUGACAUUCAAGAACAUCAUUGCUCUGCACGAGUCGAUCGUGUUGAACUUGUUUGUAUUGUUUUUGGUGUGUGAUUCCAAUGAUAGAAUCUUGUUGUUGCUUAAUAAGAUCAUCAACAAGUUGAACAUUUACGAUAUUGUCAGAUGUAUUUUUGAUACCAGUUUCAAGAAACAGAAUAAAACUUCUAGAAUUGAAAAUGAAAACCUAAACAUUCUCGAGAACUCCUUAUUUUGGAGUGGAAUAGUCGACAACAAUCCACAGCUCAAUUAUUUGAUUCGCGGCUCUAGAAUGAAUGAAGCCUGUGAUUACUUUAUUGGCACUGUCCUUUCUAGCUACAAGAACUUUAUUGUAGAUGUGACGCUUGACUUGUUGAAUCGCGACGAAGGCAAGUUCAUUAAGAGCACUUUCUUCAAGAUGUUAAACAGAUCCAGAAACAUUGACAGAUUUAUUAUUGGCUUGGUUUAUUUGAUAAACAGUGAUGCCAAUGAGUUCUUUGAGACCUUUGAGACAUACGAGUUAUUCGACAUUGCAAGAGAAAAUGAACUCAAGGAAAAGAUCUAUAAGUCUUUGGCCAACAAUGAAACAAUUAAGAUUUUCCUAGACAUUGUAUUCCUGGAGGAUAAGAAUCCUGUCUUGAAGAAAGCAGAUUACUUUCAUGCACUUGCUGAGUUGUCUAAAGAGCAGGCUGCUAGAGCGCGUCGUCAUUCACAUCUGCAAAAUUUUGAGUUGAGAGCUAUUGAGAUCUUGAAAGAAAUAGAAUCUCCGGACGAAGUAGUUUUGUCUAGAGUUGAUUCAUAUUAUUUGAACGUCUUUGAUUUUGCAUUGAAUACUUCAAAUUACGAUGCCAUCUACGAUGCUUUGUCCAACUUGUCACCAAAUUCAUCUCUUUAUGAGUACACAGAUUUGUUCAACCGUUUCAUCAAUAAGUUGAUAGCCAACCAGUCGAUUUAUAUUAUAUUCCCUCCGCAUCCAAACGCGUUGUACAAGAAGUACUUCCUUUUGAUCGAUAAUAUCUUGUUGAACAUUGCCAAUCAUGAGCUAGCCUUAUCGAGCUCGCUCAAAUUGUACGAAUACCUCUAUUCAUGGAGGUUGUUUGGAGCCUCAAACUCGUUAACAUCCAAAGAUAUGGCUGACAGAAGAGGUGCUGUCGAGUCUUUGUACAUGUUCAUCACCAGAUUCAAGGAUGAAAGGAAGAAUUUGAUUGCAUACUCUGCUACUCCAACUAUCGAAGAUGUCAAGCAGUACAAGCUCAAGAUCUUGGAAUUGUAUAUGAUUAUAUUGAACUGUUUGAAGGGUUUUGAUAACGAGGAGGACCAGUGGAUUGUGAAGCAGAAAGAUGCUGAAUCGUUGUCCAUCGUCAAACUCGAGGAGCUCAAGAUUGAAUACUUUGAAUGGUUCAGAGAGUUGGAGGAUGACUUGAGGAAUGAAAUAUAGUAUAUAAAAUAGAGUAUGUUGUACAAAGAAAUUAAUAGUACAGAGUAUACAGCUAC
Scheffersomyces stipitis CBS 6054 is the source of this 3498-nucleotide messenger RNA. RefSeq lists its product as uncharacterized. The transcript has 2 exons. NCBI's taxonomy places the organism in Eukaryota, Fungi, Ascomycota, Pichiomycetes, Serinales, Debaryomycetaceae. The record is from RefSeq and is a predicted model, not a curated record. The coding region runs from base 8 to 3442 and encodes 1144 amino acids.